Messenger RNA from Lepus europaeus (European hare), 685 nucleotides. Its product is annotated as C-C motif chemokine 8-like. Gene Ontology annotation, biological process: cellular response to interleukin-1; monocyte chemotaxis; inflammatory response. The transcript is spliced from 3 exons. The record is from RefSeq and is a predicted model, not a curated record. Gene Ontology annotation, molecular function: CCR chemokine receptor binding; chemokine activity. The coding region runs from base 32 to 331 and encodes 99 amino acids. Gene Ontology annotation, cellular component: extracellular region. Lineage: Eukaryota; Metazoa; Chordata; Mammalia; Lagomorpha; Leporidae.
UCCCUCCAAGCUCGGCUCCUUGAGCGCCAGCAUGCAGAUCUCCGCAGUGCUUCUGAGCCUGCAGCUCAUGGCGGCCGUCUUCAGCUCCCAGGUGCUCGCCCAGCCAGAAUCCAUUUCCAUCCCAGUCACCUGCUGCUUUGGUGUGGUCAGCAGGAAGAUUCCCUUCCAGAGGCUGGAGGGCUACACGAGAAUCACCAGUGCCCAUUGUUCCCGAGCAGCUGUGAUCUUCAAGACUAAGCUGGCCAAGGAGGUAUGCGCUGACCCCAGGGAGAAAUGGGUCAAGGAUUCCAUGAAGCUCCUGGACCAGAAGUCCCCAACUCAGAAGUCUUGACCUCCCCAUGCACACCUGGACUGAGACUCAGAGUCUGAGGCCAACAUUAUUUAUUUCCCAGCCUUCCCUGGGUACUGUGGGACAGUACUUUGUUAUAUAAUGUACCGAAAGGGGGGUUCUAUUUAAUCAUUGAAAGCACAGUAUUUCUUGAUAAUAUUUAAUUAAAGUUCUGGAUGUUUUUGUCUCUUUCCACCAUGAGCUCCUGUGAUUGCAACACACAAAGCCCUGGCGAUGCGUGGCUUUUACUUUUUAAUCUGUGAGCUCAGUUAAGUACGUGGCAACACGUCCGUGUUUGCUUUCUGGGCUGCCCAUGGCGCUGUGAGGUUCUUAUGAGGACUGGCGGUAUAUGAAACA